Messenger RNA from Hyaloscypha bicolor E, 237 nucleotides. RefSeq lists its product as uncharacterized. The transcript has a single exon. Lineage: Eukaryota; Fungi; Ascomycota; Leotiomycetes; Helotiales; Hyaloscyphaceae. The annotation marks the transcript as partial. The record is from RefSeq and is a predicted model, not a curated record.
UUGAACAAGUUUCUGGAUGAGUUGUCGCGUGUCUUCUUUCAAAAACAGGACAUGCGCAGCAAGGCAUGGUGGCUACCGAUAUUUUACAGCUUCUGCAUCCAGGCAGUAGUGAGAAAGGCGCUGAUAACUCUGACCGAAGGCCCUCAAGGCCAGCGCUUUGAGCUAACAUGGGUAAAAGAAUACUUGCACCUCGCUGUCCGACUUUUCAUUUCGACUUCUGGAAGUUACGAUCCUUUG